Molecule: messenger RNA, 375 nt
Organism: Aptenodytes forsteri (emperor penguin)
Lineage: Eukaryota; Metazoa; Chordata; Aves; Sphenisciformes; Spheniscidae
Product: contactin-5-like
Exons: 2
Coding region: 33-329 (98 amino acids)
Source: RefSeq, a predicted model, not a curated record
CCGUCUUCACCACCGGUGACAACCUCACGGUGAUGUGCCGGGCAGAGGGGAACCCCCUGCCACGGCUCCGCUGGGAGCUGCCCACCAACGCCAGCUGGGAGCUGCGGGACGGCAGCACCACCGUCACCAUCCCGGCUGCCCAACGGGCGCACGGCGGCACCUACCGCUGCCUGGCCGAGAACCGCUACGGUGCCGGCGCUGCCAGCGUCGACAUCCUCUUCCAAGGAUCCUCCCGCAACCCCUUGAUCCCUGUGGUCGUGACCUUGGCCGUGGCCACCGUACUGGUUGGUCCCGUCAUCGGCUUUACCGCGCCCGAGGCUGGAAGCUGAUGCAGGAUGGAUCCCAGCCCGGCUAGUCCUGCCCGGCCAGGCCGUA